Messenger RNA from Anopheles marshallii, 738 nucleotides. RefSeq names its product farnesol dehydrogenase-like. The transcript has 2 exons. Lineage: Eukaryota; Metazoa; Arthropoda; Insecta; Diptera; Culicidae. The record is from RefSeq and is a predicted model, not a curated record. The coding region runs from base 1 to 738 and encodes 245 amino acids. Gene Ontology annotation, molecular function: oxidoreductase activity.
AUGAAUCGUUGGAUCCGUAAAGUAGCGGUCGUAACCGGAGCAAGCUCCGGUAUCGGUGCAGCUAUUGCAAAGGAUCUUGCCAAAGCCGGUAUGGUUACGAUCGGAUUGGCCCGGCGCGUUGAGCGUGUGGAGCAGCUAAAGCAGGACCUACCGAAGGAAGCGGCCGCACGGCUCCACGCGAUGAAGUGUGACGUUUCGGUCGAAACCGACAUCGAGCGAACGUUCCAGCGCAUUCGCGAUACGCACGGUGGUGUGGACGUGCUGGUGAACAAUGCCGGCAUUCUGCGGUCCAACAAUCUGCUCGAUGUGGGCACGACGGCCGAUCUGCGGGCCGUGCUGGAUACAAACGUAACCGGGCUGGUGCUGUGCAGCCAGUGGGCUUAUCAGUCGAUGGUCGAGCGUAAAGUCGAAGGACAUAUCGUGCACAUCAACAGCGUUGCCGGGCACGGUGUGCCAAACUUCCCGAAGCUGAACAUCUACCCCGGUACGAAGCAUGCCGUUACGGCCAUCACCGAAGUAAUGCGCCAGGAAAUGAGAGCGGCCGAAUCGAAGGUCAAAGUGACGAGUAUUAGCCCGGGCGGAGUGCGGACAGAAAUUUUCGAUGGCUACCCCAUUCCGGAUGACAUGGUACUGCUCCACUCGGAAGACAUCUCCGAAGCCGUACUGUACGUGAUCGGGACGCCGCCCCAUGUGCAGGUGCACGAACUCACCAUCAAACCGAUCGGGGAGAUAUUCUAA